AUGAGGCGCAACCUUCUUGCAGUACCCGUUGGAAACUCUGUAAAGCUGGACUGUUCUGCCGAUGGAAACCCUCGUCCUACCGUGAAAUGGUACAAAAACGGAAAACAUUUUAAGGAAAGGAUAGGUGGAAACAAACUGUAUUUGAGUCGAUGGACAACCUUGUUGCGUUUGAAGGACUUGGUUCCCUCUGACACUGGAUCAUACAUGUGUAAUGUGAGCAACUCAUACGGGUGGAUUAGUCAUACAUACAAAGUAGACGUUCAUGGUAAGAAGAAAAAUCCUUUAAAUUUUUCUGGCUAAUGCAGACUCUGAGGAGUAUUCACGGUUUUCUUUAGUUGAAAAAAAUAAUCUUCAAACUCUUGUGAUCAAUGUAAAUCCCAUUAAAAAUAGUCAAAUUAAAAUAAACAUUGCAAGUAACGAAACAAUGGAUGUUUUUGGUUUAGAUUGACAGUAUUGACAGUACUCUCUUUUCAAUAUUUUAGAACGAACUCGUGCUGAACCAGUUGUUCUACCCAUGGAAAAUGUCACAGUUUAUCGAGGAGAGAAUGCCACCUUAACAUGCAAAGCAUCAAGUGAUUCCAUGCCUCAUUUCCAGUGGCUAAGGUGGUUUCCUCUCCGUUCCAACGGUUCGGCCAACAGUUCGGCAGAUGAUUCAAUUGAAACUCCUCACUACGAAAUCGUGAAUAAAGAAGAUACAGACCAACAUGUAAUUUUGCCUCCAAGUGACGGCAGAAUGUUUGAUUUCCACGGAGCGAAGUUGACUUUGUUUAAUGUCACAAAGAAGGACGAAGGAAAAUACGCUUGCAAUGUGAGAAAUGCUGUUGGUUACGCAGUCGAACAUACUUACAUCAUUGUCCAAAACAUGGGUAGGUAAAACCAUAAUUAGAUUACUAAUUCUUAAUAGUUUUAGUUAUCAUUAACUUUAUUAUUUUCAGAUUAUUAGGGGCUUUCUGUGAUGUGCUCAUAGCAAUAUGUUAUUAUUGUUGUUCUUAAUUCUCCGACGCGUUUCAUCCAACUGUCGUGAACUUCUUCAGUGAGUUCUACGAGUUAAUACGAAACGCCUGUAUUUAUAAGCCAUAGCCAGCGGCUAUUACUAGGGACAGUGACCUAUAGGCUUGGCUUGACUUGCGAACGGGAACAGGCGAAGUUAUGAAAAAUUUUUAACAUUUUUAAAGCAAGGUGAGAAAUAUAUGUAGGGGCCACGGUUUUAGUUUAGUGUUAACUUGUAAAACUUAGCGAACAAGUCGACGAUAGUUAAACGAAACUGGUCGCAGAAUUAAGAAGUUUUUUAAUUUCUCUUCGCAGAGUGCUACCAUUACUUGUUUAUCACAUAAAUGGCAAAAUAUUUGAGGGAAUUGCAUUUGCGCGCGAUGUCCGCGCGAUGAAACCCUUUCAAUGCCGCUACAAAUGUCAAAACAAACGUAACAGUUAAAUGGAUUCAUUGAACACUUUAUUCUAAAAAUACAUGUACAGUUAUCAACGUUACAUGGCUUUAUUCAGUUACAUUGCAAUCAAUAAAUCUUUGCCUCAAACAGCAAAAAGGCUCAGUUAACAUCAAAUAAUCAUGUCCUCUUGAUUACCAAAAGUGCCCUCGUGAUUAAGAAAAAAUGUCCUCUGUCUCAGCCAAUCUGCUCUUAGUAAUUUUGCCUCGCAUGUGAUAAAACUCUGAACCGUCACCAUAUGACCAGUACUGUAGAACACUUAAAAUAAAAUAUUGUUCAGACUGUUACCUAAAAUGUGUUAGAAAGGGGGAGAUUCCGGACGGUUGUCGAGAAGUUCAGUGCUCAAAUGCUGAGGCUAUUCUGUGCUUCACAGGUGCUCCAAGAUUUACGUUGCGGCAAAUCACGAUGAGGCGCAACCUUCUUGCAGUACCCGUUGGAAACUCUGUAAAGCUGGACUGUUCUGCCGAUGGAAACCCUCGUCCUACCGUGAAAUGGUACAAAAACGGAAAACAUUUUAAGGAAAGGAUAGAUGGCUACAAACUGUAUUUGAGUCGAUGGACAACCUUGUUGCGUUUGAAGGACUUGGUUCCCUCUGACGCUGGAUCAUACAUGUGUAAUGUGAGCAACUCAUACGGGUGGAUUAGUCAUACAUACAAAGUAGACGUUCAUGGUAAGAAGAAAAAUUCUUUAAAUUUUUCUGGCUAAUGCAGACUCUGAAGAGUACUCACGGUUUUCUUUAUCUGAGAAAAAUAAUCUUCAAACUCUUGUGAUCAAUGUAAAUCUCAUUAAAAAUAGUCAAAUUAAAAUAAACAUUGCAAGUAACGAAACAAUGGAUGUUUUUGGUUUAGAUUGACAGUAUUGACAGUACUCUCUUUUCAAUAUUUUAGAACGAACUCGUGCUGAACCAGUUGUUCUACCCAUGGAAAAUGUCACAGUUUAUCGAGGGGAGAAUGCCAACUUAACAUGCAAAGCAUCAAGUAAUUCCAUGCCUCAUUUCCAGUGGCUAAGGUGGUUUCCUCUCCGUUCCAACGGUUCGGCCAACAGUUCGGCAGAUGAUUCAAUUGAAACUCCUCACUACGAAAUCGUGAAUAAAGAAGAUACAGACCAACAUGUAAUUUUGCCUCCAAGUGACGGCAGAAUGUUUGAUUUCCACGGAGCGAAGUUGACUUUGUUUAAUGUCACAAAGAGGGACGAAGGAAAAUACACUUGCAUUGUGGGAAAUGCUGUUGGUUACGCAGUCGAACAUACUUACAUCAUUGUCCAAAACAUGGGUAGGUAAAACCAUAAUUAGAUUACUAAUUCUUAAUAGUUUUAGUUAUCAUUAACUUUAUUAUUUUCAGAUUAUUAGGGGCUUUCUGUGAUGUGCUCAUAGCAAUAUGUUAUUAUUGUUGUUCUUAAUUCUCCGACGCGUUUCAUCCAACUGUCGUGAACUUCUUCAGUGAGUUCUACGAGUUAAUACGAAACGCCUGUAUUUAUAAGCCAUAGCCAGCGGCUAUUACUAGGGACAGUGACCUAUAGGCUUGGCUUGACUUGCGAACGGGAACAGGCGAAGUUAUGAAAAAUUUUUAACAUUUUUAAAGCAAGGUGAGAAAUAUAUGUAGGGGCCACGGUUUUAGUUUAAUGGUAACUUAUUAAACUUCCUGAACAAGUCGACGAUAGUUAAACGAAACUGGUCGCAGAAUUAAGAAGUUUUUUAAUUUCUCUUCGCAGAGUGCUACCAUUACUUGUUUAUCACAUAAAUGGCAAAAUAUUUGAGGGAAUUGCAUUUGCGCGCGAUGUCCGCGCGAUGAAGCCCUUUCAAUGCUGCUACAAAUGUCAAAACAAACGUAACUGUUAAAUGGAUUCAUUGAACACUUUAUUCUCAAAAUACAUGUACAGUUAUCAACGUUACAUGGCUUUAUUCUGUUACAUUGUAAUCAAUAAAUCUUUUCCUCAAACAACAAAAAGGCUCAAUUAGCAUCAAAGAAUCAUGUCCUCUUGAUUACCAAAAGUGCCCUCGUGAUUAAGAAAAAAUGUCCUCUGUCUCAGCCAAUCUGCUCUUAGUAAUUUUGCCUCGCAUGUGAUAAAACUAUGAACCAUCAUUAUAUGGCCAGUACUGUAGAACACUUAAAAUAAAAUAAUGUUUAGACUGUUGCCUAAAAUGUGUUAGAAAGGAGGAGUUUCGGGCGGUUGUCGAGAAGUUCAGUGCUCAAAUGCUAAGGCUGUUCUGUGCUUCACAGGUGCUCCAAGAUUUACGGUGCGGCAAAUCACGAUGAGGCGCAACCUUCUUGCAGUGCCCGUUGGAAACUCUGUAAAGCUGGACUGUUCUGCCGAUGGAAACCCUCGUCCUACCGUGAAAUGGUACAAAAACGGAAAACAUUUUAAGGAAAGGAUAGGUGGCUACAAACUGUAUUUGAGUCUAUGGACAACCCUGUUGCAUUUGAAGGACUUGGUUCCCUCUGACGCUGGAUCAUACAUGUGUAAUGUGAGCAACUCAUACGGGUGGAUUAGUCAUACAUACAAAGUAGACGUUCAUGGUAAGAAGAAAAAUCCUUUAAAUUUUUCUGGCUAAUGCAGACUCUGAAGAGUACUCACGGUUUUCUUUAUCUGAGAAAAAUAAUCUUCAAACUCUUGUGAUCAAUGUAAAUCCCAUUAAAAAUAGUCAAAUUAAAAUAAACAUUGCAAGUAACGAAACAAUGGAUGUUUUUGGUUUAGAUUGACAGUAUUGACAGUACUCUCUUUUCAAUAUUUUAGAACGAACUCGUGCUGAACCAGUUGUUCUACCCAUGGAAAAUGUCACAGUUUAUCGAGGAGAGAAUGCCACCUUAACAUGCAAAGCAUCAAGUGAUUCCAUGCCUCAUUUCCAGUGGCUAAGGUGGUUUCCUCUCCAUUCCAACGGUUCGGCCAACAGUUCGGCAGAUGAUUCAAUUGAAACUCCUCACUACGAAAUCGUGAAUAAAGAAGAUACAGACCAACAUGUAAUUUUGCCUCCAAGUGACGGCAAAAUGUUUGAUUUCCACAGAGCGAAGUUGACUUUGUUUAAUGUCACAAAGAGGGACGAAGGAAAAUACACCUGCAUUGUGGGAAAUGCUGUUGGUUACGCAGUCGAACAUACUUACAUCAUUGUCCAAAACAUGGGUAGGUAAAACCAUAAUUAGAUUACUAAUUCUUAAUAAUCUUAGUUGUCAUUAACUUUAUUAUUUUCAGAUUAUUAGGGGCUUUCUGUGAUGUGCUCAUAACAGCUGUUUUUCUUACCACAUUUUGACGUCAUCUGUGAUAUGUUACUGAACAGACGCACGGCAACAUGGAAUUUAUUUGUUAACCUUUUAACCCAUAAGAGUGACUAGCAUAUAAUUUCUCCCUAUAAUAUCACCCUUGAAUCAAACACAUAGGUAAUGAUAAUAGAAGAAAUGAUCACAAACUAAAGCAGCUCUUGAUUAUCAAGAAAAUUCCCUUUGUCAGCACCUUAGGAAAUGUUUAGUGAAUAGUGUGGAGAAACGGAUACUGAUGUUGGGGGUAAAGAAUUACUUCGUUAUGUGUAAUUCAUUGUCCAUGAAUCCCUUGUAAACAACUACGCAGUGGAACAUGCUUACAUCAUCGUUAAACAAAGCCGUAGAUAAGAAUGAUUAAUACACUGAGACUCCCAGAAGCCUAGGGCUCCCAUUUUCAAGGCUUUUUUCUUCCUUUUUAUGAUAAAGUAUUUCGUAAUUGUUAUUUGGAAUUUAUUGUCAGUGAAUCCUUGGUUAACAGUGAUGUUUUCCUCGAGUUUCCUUCUUCACAGGAAUCAUGACAGCUCGAUCUAGGUUUUCUCCGCUAAUAAUGAUAUUAAUAAUAAUGAUAAUAGCAAUAAUAUGACCUUACGUCAGCUUUUCCAUUGGAAGGCUUUUUAUCUGAAAUAUCUGAGUAUAAAUACAAAUACAAAUAUAAAUGAAUAACAUCUAGAAACCAUGGAUCAUAUAUCGUGGAAAAAAAUUAGUUGUGGCUAAGUAAAUAGAGGAAAUUUUCGAAAGUAAAAAAAAGUGUUUAGUCAGGACAGUUACGACUUGUUACAGGAAGUUCAUCAAAUAGAGAUGUUUGAAGUUUUCUUCCCACAUUAGAUUUUCGUCGACUGAUAUGUGUUCCUAGCAGCUUUAUCCUAACUGUGAAAGGCCCCUACCUUUUGUUCCAGGUCAUAGCUGAAAUACGCUCCAAGAAUUUUAAUGGUGACGCAAAUAUUGUUUUGGAAAGUUUACUUUCUGUGAAGUACCGUUUCUACCGGCAAAUAUUUCCGAUUUCCCUCUUUUUUCAGAUUCCCCUACUUCUAUCUAAAUAUGAAUCAAAAAUGAAUUUAAAAUCUCCUCUCAAUACAAUUAGACUUAUCAACUGUCCUCAUUGCGUCUGAAGCGGAUUUGAAAAAUCCACUUCGUUCAGCGCAUUUAUUUGGAGCAGAAAUGUUGAUUAGUAUAAAUGCAGAUUCUUGCAUCGAAGCUUGCAGUACAAGAUAUGACGCUGAUCAUUAAGCUAUGACGAUAAUAAAUCUAGUUGUUCCCUAACUAGGAUAAGCACACCUGAGCUAUGUCCUGAAUUUCGAACGGAAGGAAGGUGUGACAGAGAGAUAGUGGAAGGAGUGAAUUUUGAGUUAUAACAACAACUCAGAAAUGGCAUUCAGCCAUUUUCCGAAUUGAAGAAAGGAAAUUAACGAAUGAAUCAAAUAAAAAGUAGAUGUGCACUGCGUACAUUUAGGUAUCCUGUAUUCUAUAUCUCUCUUAACGAGACAUGAGAACUGCUUCUACAGUCUCAGUUCCCCAUUGAGCACUACAAUGCACAACAUAUCACGUAAAAUGCGUGCAGUACUUGGUCAAGAAGUCUUGAACCCUCGAUUAUUGCAAUAUCUUGUUAACUGAAGAGGAAAAUAUCCUUUAAAAAUCCGAGAUGUUGCUUCAUUCAGAACCCUGAGUACGGCAAGCUGUGCAUGUUAUCAAUGUGGGCCUUGAGUUGAUCAUUCGUUACAUUUAUUAUUACCUUUCAGCCCCUCCCAGUUGUGACCUCAACGGAUUAAAGUGUUCUUUCACCCCAGACGAGUUUGCAGACUUGAAUGGAACGCAUUACAAUGACAGCACUCUUUUUCCUGAGACAGAACACAUUUCUAAUCUCACUGGAAACGGUAUGGAAAGCUUUGGUACAUAUUCACUGUGAUGAACAUGACGUAAACCGUGAAAUUCUUAAAACUCUGCUGAGAGAGUGAGAUAAUGAAAUAAGUUGAGUCUCUGCCUCUUUAGUCCAUCAUGCUUCCAAAUAGAUAAAUAUCGUUGAAGCUAAAGGAAACUUCUGGAUCGUCGAGCGUAAACUGCUACCAUCUUCCAUGAAAUGUCUAAGACAUGCUCCUAUGUUUUAGUGAAUAGCUGUAAUUCCUUUCAGAUUAACGUCCCUCUCUCUCAUAUUGAAAUAUUGCGGUUAUUGUGGAUGGAAAUCGCCCAUAUUUUUGGUACUUGAACCACAAUUUGAUAAUUUAGGCACCGGGCUCAUAGGAAAGUAAAACCUCAUUUGCGACGCAAUGAAGCUUAAAGUGGAGAAUUGACGCCUAAUGCGAGUGAAUGAGGGUGAAGAGUCCGGAGUGCGUCCAUCUCCUCUAACCUAUAGUAGGAAAACACCAACUUAUAUCGUCAAAUCAUACACUCAAUUUCACCUUGAAUUUUUCUUGUCAGGUUUACUUAACCUUCUUUUAUUCUUGACGAUUAGAUAUAUAUAGAAUAAUACAUGGCGCGCGUGGAUAUGGAAUUUCUCUUAGAGUGUUUAACUCGAUAGAUCACGAGUGAGAUGUCGAGUUGAACACGAGAAGAGAAAUUCCAUAUCUACAAGCAACCAAGUAUUAUUUUGUUUAUCAUAUAAAGACAAUAGCCCUUUACUGAGAAGAAAAGCCGACUUCAUUUAUGAAUGAAUAUAAAUGAUCGACAACCCUGAAUAACAAUCGUAGAGUGCGUUGGCGCUAACUCCUAAGAUGGAAAAAUGCGUUUAAUCAUGAUUACAAAAAAAAUUUUUAAUUUACAAAAUUCUCAUCCAUUGACUUUGUCUUUACCGACAGAAGAAGUCUUUCAGGUAAACGACCAAAAAUCGUCGAUUUUCAUUCUCAGUCGAGAGAAAUACUAACACCAAAGCCACUGAAUACGUAACUUUCGGUUUUUCUUUUAGUAUAUUGGUUUUCUUCCACUUCUAGGAAAGUUUGAACCCCACAGUCUGUCAGCGAUACGGAUUUUUUAGCGUUUUAGCUGCCGUUAUUCGAGAAAGCUCCGACAAACCACUUGUAUUGAGAAUCGUGAACGCUUUGCCAUUCAUUCAUCAACCUGACCUAGCUGAUUGGCUAUAUCAGCACACGUGAAAAAAAUACGAUUUUUUUUACGUGUGUUGUUACGGCUUUUCUCUGGGCCGGAAAUCCCUAGAAAACACCGCAGUAUAUGUGAUAAAAUAACUUUGAUAUGCAAUUCGUUCUUCAGAAAAGAAGACUCGUGAUGUUCUUGUCUCUGGAACCGUCUUGGCAUGCGUGUUAAUUACUAUGGCCGCCUUAAUCAUUAUCUACUGGCGCCGUCGAUCCCGAAAUAAGAGACCCUUAUUGUCGAGAUCACCGUCAGGUAAGUCUAACUUUAAAUAUUGGGGUUGGUAGCCUAUAUUUUAGAGGUUCAGAGCUCUUUUUCAAAUAUCCCUAGUUUGUAUAGGGUUUGAACUGAAACUUGAAAGCUUAUAUUUUUUCAGAAAAAACUCUCUCCAAAAAGUCCCUUUUUUAAAUUAUGAAUUUCAAUCUAGCUAGCUGUAACAUUACGUUAGUAGUGUUUUCACUUGGUACUGAGUAUAAACUUGACUCCAAUAAUUUUGAACAUAGAACUCUCAGCUAACAAUGCAUCCUUAUUUUUGCUUUCAGAACUUGAAUUUGAGUACGAUGCGUUCGUUAUUUUCAGCUCUCAAGACUCGGAUUGGGUGAUUAAAACUCUAAUUCCAACUCUAGAAGAAAAACAUGAUUUUAAAUGCUGUGUACACUACAGAGAUUUCGUUAUUGGCGUACCCUUUCGUGAAAAUAUGGUCAACAGUGUUUACAGCUCAAGAAAAACAAUUGCUGUCGUGUCAAAGAACUUUUUCAAUAGUAAUUAUUGUGGUUCUGAAAUGGAUUACGCCCUCCAUCGACUUGUGGAAAGGAGAGAUAAUAGUGUGGUCGUGAUCAAACUUGAUGAUGUUGACAGUAGAAAACUUCCCAGGGAGCUGCAAAAAAGGAGUUAUAUUGACUAUCCACAGAAUGUUGAAAAGGAUCACUGGGAAAGAAAACUGGUAAGUUGUUUAACGACUUCCAACGACUUGUGA
This is a messenger RNA of Pocillopora meandrina, 8747 nucleotides long. Lineage: Eukaryota; Metazoa; Cnidaria; Anthozoa; Scleractinia; Pocilloporidae. The record is from the annotation of a GenBank genome assembly.